CUUCUUGUACCCGUGCAGUGGGGAGCCAGCUACCUCCUCCUCAGUGCCACCUGCUGGGGGUCGCUGCUGGCGGUGGAAGUCUUAUAGCCCAGGCUUCUCUUCCAAAGAAGGGAACUCCACCUUCUUUUUCCUAUUCCUGAUCCCCAGUCAACGAAGCAACUGUUGUUCCCUUAUUCCUUCCCCUGCCAUUGAUGGGCUGGUCCGUUUUUUUGUUUGUUUUUGCUUUUGUUUGGCGGGGAGAGGAGGGGAGUUUGGUCUUAGUUUGAGAAGCAGAACACUUCUGGGGUUCAUUUCUGAUGGGCUCCAUGAGCUGGGAGCCUCCCCGGCCUGAUAUGAAAAGGGAAUCUCCUUCUGAGGGCUUUUGUAAGGGAGCUGCCCGGUGACCCCCAACACCCAUCACUUUCUGUUGGCCGGUUAACAGGCCCUGGGCAUCCAUGUUUGCCUGAGCUUUCUCUGUCCGGGGAGCCCUGGCAGAGUUCUCUCCCCCCUUUCUCCCCAGUCAUUAGGAGCAAUGUUCACUGCCCUUUCCCAAACACAGUGUUCUUUUAUAAAGCCCUGUGGCCCGCGGCCCGGCCCCCAGUAUCUCCCAUGAGGGCCCCGGGAUCUCCCAGCUCUCCUUCCAUUUCCUUCUGAAUGUCACUGUCGAUUGCCAUCGGUGGAGACAAAGGAGCUGUGCUCCUCGGCUUUGUUUAUCCAGUUUUCUUCUCUGAAGGUGAGGAUGUGGAGGCGACUUCUGAAAGCACGCUAAUGUGGACCCAUUGCCUCCUCCUCACAGAAGAGGCCUACCUCAAAUUACAGUAAUUACAGCUCAUUGAAUUAAGCCGGCUGGCGCGUUUCUGCCGCUGCCUUUUUGUUUGUUUUGGUUUGGGGCUGGGGAUUUUUUCCAGUUGCUUAAAGCAUCAGGCUAUGGAGAGCCCGUCAUAUCACAGUGUGGAGUUUAAGACAAUUCUGGUUCUGGGCCUCCACGACCAGAACACCGCAGAGUCCGGUUGGGCAGCCAGGACUUAACCCAGCUUAGAUUCCUCGGGGUGUCACUUGAAUCAGCUCGGUCGGUGUCCUCUAAGGCAGAAGAGAGAGCAGACAGCCUGGGGGAGCAGUACUACCGAGAUGCCAUGGAGCAGUGCCACAAUUACAACGCUCGCCUGUGUGCCGAGCGGAGCGUGCGCCUGCCCUUCCUGGACUCCCAGACUGGAGUGGCCCAGAGCAACUGUUACAUUUGGAUGGAGAAACGACACCGGGGGCCAGGGCUGGCCUCAGGGCAGUUGUACUCUUAUCCUGCCCGGCGUUGGCGGAAAAAGCGCCGAGCCCACCCUCCUGAAGACCCCCGACUCACCUUCCCAUCCAUCAAGCCAGAUACAGACCAGACCCUGAAGAAGGAAGGACUGAUCUCCCAGGACGGAAGCAGCUUGGAGGCCCUGCUGCGCACCGACCCCCUUGAGAAGCGGGGUGCCCCCAAUCCCCAGGCGGAUGAUGACAGCCUGGGGGAGUUCCCGGUUACUAACAGCCGGGCAAGGAAGCGGAUCCUGGAGCCUGAGGACUUUCUGGAUGAUCUGGACGAUGAGGACUACGAGGAAGAUACGCCCAAGCGUCGGGGCAAGGGCAAGGCCAAGGGCAAAGGCGUGAGCAACGCCCGUAAGAAGCUGGACGCCGCCAUCCUGGAGGAUCGGGACAAACCCUACGCGUGUGACAUCUGUGGGAAGCGUUACAAGAACCGUCCGGGCCUCAGUUACCACUACGCUCACUCCCACCUGGCCGAGGAGGAGGGCGAAGACAAGGAAGACUCUCAGCCUCCCACCCCCGUGUCCCAGAGGUCUGAGGAGCAGAAAUCCAAGAAGGGCCCUGAUGGCCUGGCCCUGCCCAACAACUACUGCGACUUCUGUCUGGGAGACUCCAAGAUCAACAAGAAGACGGGCCAGCCCGAGGAGCUGGUGUCCUGCUCCGACUGCGGCCGCUCGGGGCACCCAUCCUGCCUCCAGUUCACCCCUGUCAUGAUGGCUGCCGUGAAGACCUACCGCUGGCAGUGCAUCGAGUGUAAAUGCUGCAACCUCUGCGGCACCUCGGAGAAUGACGACCAGCUGCUCUUCUGUGACGACUGCGAUCGUGGCUACCAUAUGUACUGUCUCACCCCCUCGAUGUCGGAGCCACCUGAAGGGAGCUGGAGUUGCCAUUUGUGUCUGGACCUGCUAAAGGAGAAGGCUUCCAUCUACCAGAACCAGCACUCUUCUUGAUGUGGCCGGGAGCCCAGGCACCCCCAAUCCCCUCCUGCGUCCAGGGCUGUCUUUCAAACCUCUCUCGUUUUCCAGUUCCUCCUCUCCCGUCCUCCCCUUUGGCAGGCCAAGGGAGGGUGGUGCCAGGUUGUCUGGGGCAGCAGGCAGGCUGAACUGGCAGCUGACACUGUGGAUCCCCCCGUCUGGCCCCAGCCCCUCCUGAAGGUGGGGGAGACAGGCUGCCCCUGGGAAGAGACAGGCCCUGGCUUCUCCUCACUCCUUUGCUCUCCAUAAAGUGCAUUCACUCUGCCUGCCUUGGGCCCAGGCCCUGGUUCUCACAGGGUUCAGCUCUGCCCUCCACACCGGAGCAGGAGGGCAGCUCACUUCUUUCCCAGCUCUGCCCACUCUGCCCCUAGGGUUUGCCCUCCCUCCUUUCUGAGGGCAUCCAGGAGGGGCUGCAUGAGCUGGGCAAGCCUGGGGCACUCUCUGGCUCUCCCCUGCCUCUCCACUUUGCCCCCCCCCGCCCCUGCAGGGAGGCUCUCCGUGGCGCUGUGUGCCUGCUGCCGAAGGGCACCUGGGGCAGGGCAUGAUGCACUCGGGCACCCCAGCCCCUUGGUGCUGCCGUAGCCGCAGCCUGACUCCUCCCUCCCAGCUCAUCUUCCAUAGCCCUCUUUAGUGGCAAAAGUGAUUCUCUACCUUGUGCGUCCACUCUCUUUCCUCAAUUCCCCUUCUCCUUGUUCUUCUUUUGUUUUGUGGGGAGAAGGGAAGCAUCAGGGGGCCAUCCAAGCAGUGUGGGGGCCAGAGGGAGAAGUUGGAUAAUGUGCCUGUUUUUUAACUCUACUUCAAGCCUACCUCCAAAAUCCCCUUUCUGUUCUUCCUCCUCCUUACCUGGGCCUUCAGCCUUCUGCCCUCAAUGGAAUUGGGAGCCCCCAGGCCCCCACCCCAUGCACCCAAGCUCCUAAGUCACAGGGGGGCCCCUCGGCCAUCCCCUCCUCUCCUCGCACGCUUGCUAGCAGCUGGGAAGGCCUUGCUGCCCCUGGCUCCUCAGGCUUCUGCCAGGUGAGACUGGUAGUGGUGCGGGAGCAGUGCCCCUGGGGAGCCCUUUCUGCUGGGCCUCUCUCACUGUCACUUUGGAGUUGAGGUGUGUUUUUUUAAGUUCCUGUAUUCCAGACAUUAGUACAAUAAACAUUUUUACAUGGA
Vombatus ursinus (common wombat) is the source of this 3407-nucleotide messenger RNA. It is a transcript of the gene DPF2, whose product is annotated as double PHD fingers 2. Lineage: Eukaryota; Metazoa; Chordata; Mammalia; Diprotodontia; Vombatidae. Gene Ontology annotation, biological process: nervous system development. The transcript is spliced from 11 exons. The record is from RefSeq and is a predicted model, not a curated record. Gene Ontology annotation, cellular component: nBAF complex. Bases 1113 to 2228 code for a protein of 371 amino acids.